AUGAUCUUAGACUGAGAGGAGGCGUGGACUGCCCCAUUCUCUUAAAUGUCAGCACUCAGAACAGAGCUCCAGACCGUAUUUUGACUGACUCCGAGUUCUGGAUCAUUUGGUUCAACCUAUUAUUAAUUGUAGUUUGUUAUGGUACACAAAGACCUUUGUGAACAUAGCUGCAGUCCAUGUAAAGAAGUCUGAACCAUUAUUAAUCUGAGGAUGACUAAAGACGCAUUAGCUGUCACUAUCGUGGUCUUGUGGCUGCUCUGCAAUCCGGCGAGGAUCAGGGGAACCGGGGGAUUUCAAGGCGCCAUUCCUCACCCAAAUAAAUACAGCCCAAACCAGUCGGAACAGUCACCGCAGACACCGCAGGCCAGUUUCAGGGGAACGGGACCGCCUUCAGUCGGGGACGAGGUGCUGGACUCCAGCCAGGAGGCUUUACACGUAACGGAGCGCCGUUACCUCAAACUUGACUGGUGUAAAACACAGCCGCUCAAACUGAUGAUCUACGAGGACGGGUGCCAGCCGCGCGCCAUCAUCAACCGCUUUUGUUACGGACAGUGCAACUCAUUCUACAUCCCUCGGCACGUUUAUCAAGAAGACAGUGCGUUUCAGUCGUGCUCCGUGUGUAAGCCAAAGAGUUUCACUACCGUUACUUACACGCUCUUUUGUCCCGGACAGACUCCCAGCACCAAGAAGAAGCGCGUGCGCCGCGUCAAACAGUGCCGCUGUACUUCUGUCGACUUGGAUUAAA
Molecule: messenger RNA, 745 nt
Organism: Onychostoma macrolepis
Lineage: Eukaryota; Metazoa; Chordata; Actinopteri; Cypriniformes; Cyprinidae
Gene: grem1a
Product: gremlin 1a, DAN family BMP antagonist
Exons: 2
Coding region: 211-744 (177 amino acids)
Biological process (GO): animal organ morphogenesis
Molecular function (GO): receptor ligand activity; BMP binding
Source: RefSeq, a predicted model, not a curated record